Hydatigera taeniaeformis is the source of this 375-nucleotide messenger RNA. The record is from the annotation of a GenBank genome assembly. NCBI's taxonomy places the organism in Eukaryota, Metazoa, Platyhelminthes, Cestoda, Cyclophyllidea, Taeniidae.
AUGGAGGAACGCAAAUAUGGAAAUGGUUUUGGUUCUAACCUAGAGGAGACCAUGUUUUUGACGGAAGAACAUCGGAAGUUCGCGCAAGUCGUUGCACUUCAAGAGGAGAAGUGUCAACGUCUAGCCAAUUUUCAAAUAACACAACUUGAGGAAUCUGAUCCAGAAUGGGAGGCAGUUAUGGAGCAACAAAUGAUGGAGAAUCUAAAACGACUGAAUAUCUUAGUAAAGAUUCCGGGCAUGUCCGAAGUUGCUUCUUCGGGAACAGUUCCGUUGCAAGAGGGGUUGAAGCCAUUUGAAAGUGCACCAUUUGGUGAGCGUAACAGUCCCUUUAUAUUUGCAGUUAGUUUAAGCUUCCCACUCGCAAAACAUAAGUAG